This is a messenger RNA of Chinchilla lanigera (long-tailed chinchilla), 9314 nucleotides long. It is a transcript of the gene Sv2c, whose product is annotated as synaptic vesicle glycoprotein 2C. Gene Ontology annotation, biological process: chemical synaptic transmission; transmembrane transport. The record is from RefSeq and is a predicted model, not a curated record. Bases 1 to 2184 code for a protein of 727 amino acids. The transcript is spliced from 12 exons. NCBI's taxonomy places the organism in Eukaryota, Metazoa, Chordata, Mammalia, Rodentia, Chinchillidae. Gene Ontology annotation, molecular function: transmembrane transporter activity. Gene Ontology annotation, cellular component: membrane.
AUGGAAGAGUCUUACAAAGAUAGGACUUCACUGAUGAAGGGGGCCAAGGACAUCGCCAGAGAGGUGAAGAAACAGACGGUGAAGAAGGUGAACCAAGCAGUGGACCGGGCCCAGGAUGAAUACACCCAGAGGUCCUACAGCCGGUUCCAAGAUGAGGACGAGGAUGAUGACGAUUACCCACCUGGAGAAACCUACAAUGGGGAAGCCAACGAGGAUGAGGGCUCCAGCGAGGCUACCGAGGGCCAUGACGAGGAGGAUGAGAUCUAUGAAGGGGAGUACCAGGGCAUCCCCAGCAUGAGCCAAGGGAAGGAUGGCAUCGUGUCUGCAGGGCAGCCCAAGGGGGAUGAGUACAAGGACCGUCAGGAGCUGGAGUCCGAGAGGAGGGCCGAUGAGGAAGAACUGGCCCAGCAGUAUGAGCUGAUCAUCCAGGAGUGUGGCCACGGCCGGUUCCAGUGGGCCCUGUUCUUUGUGCUGGGGAUGGCACUCAUGGCCGAUGGCGUGGAGGUGUUUGUGGUGGGCUUCGUGUUACCCAGUGCGGAGACGGACCUGUGCAUACCCAAUUCGGGAUCUGGAUGGCUCGGCAGCAUAGUGUACCUCGGGAUGAUGGUGGGGGCGUUCUUCUGGGGAGGACUGGCAGACAAAGUGGGAAGGAAACAGUCUCUACUGAUUUGCAUGUCUGUCAACGGAUUCUUUGCCUUCCUUUCUUCAUUUGUCCAAGGUUAUGGCUUCUUUCUCUUCUGUCGCUUACUCUCUGGAUUCGGGAUCGGGGGAGCCAUUCCCACUGUGUUCUCCUACUUUGCCGAAGUCCUGGCCCGGGAGAAGAGGGGUGAGCAUCUCAGCUGGCUCUGCAUGUUCUGGAUGAUCGGCGGCAUCUACGCCUCUGCCAUGGCCUGGGCCAUCAUCCCGCACUACGGGUGGAGCUUCAGCAUGGGCUCGGCCUACCAGUUCCACAGCUGGCGCGUCUUCGUCAUCGUCUGCGCGCUGCCCUGCGUGUCCUCCGUGGUGGCCCUCACGUUCAUGCCCGAGAGCCCGCGGUUCUUGCUGGAGGUGGGGAAACACGACGAAGCCUGGAUGAUCCUGAAAUUCAUUCACGACACCAACAUGCGCGCACGGGGCCAGCCUGAGAAGGUCUUCACGGUGAACAAGAUCAAAACCCCGAAGCAAAUAGAUGAGCUGAUUGAAAUCGAGAGUGACACCGGGACCUGGUACCGGAGGUGUUUUGUUCGGGUCCGCACAGAACUAUAUGGAAUUUGGUUGACUUUUAUGAGAUGUUUCAACUACCCUGUCAGGGAAAAUACAAUAAAGCUUACGAUCGUCUGGUUCACCCUGUCCUUUGGGUACUAUGGAUUAUCAGUGUGGUUCCCUGACGUCAUUAAACACCUGCAGUCUGAUGAAUAUGCACUGCUAACCAGAAAUGUGCAAAAGGAUAAAUACGCAAACUUCAGCAUUAACUUUACAAUGGAAAAUCAGAUUCAUACUGGGAUGGAAUAUGACAAUGGCAGAUUCCUAGGAGUCAAAUUCAAAUCUGUAACGUUCAAAGAUUCAGUGUUUAAAUCCUGCACAUUUGAGGAUGUGACUUCAGUCAACACCUACUUCAAGAACUGUACAUUUAUUGAUACCGUUUUUGACAACACAGAUUUUGAGCCAUAUAAAUUCAUUGACAGUGAAUUUCAGAACUGCUCCUUUUUCCACAAUAAGACGGGAUGCCAGAUUACCUUUGAUGAUGACUAUAGUGCCUACUGGAUCUACUUCGUCAACUUCCUGGGGACACUGGCGGUGCUGCCGGGGAACAUUGUGUCUGCCCUGCUGAUGGACAGGAUCGGGCGCCUGACCAUGCUGGGUGGCUCGAUGGUCCUCUCGGGCAUCAGCUGCUUCUUCCUGUGGUUCGGCACCAGCGAGUCCAUGAUGAUCGGCAUGCUGUGCCUGUACAACGGGCUGACCAUCUCGGCCUGGAACUCCCUCGACGUGGUCACCGUGGAGCUGUACCCCACGGACCGGAGGGCAACGGGCUUCGGCUUCCUGAACGCACUCUGCAAGGCGGCGGCCGUGCUGGGCAACCUCAUAUUUGGCUCCCUGGUGGGCAUCACCAAAGCCAUCCCCAUCCUGCUGGCCUCUACCGUGCUCGUGUGCGGGGGACUCGUGGGGCUGCGCCUGCCUGACACACGAACCCAGGUCCUGAUGUGACGGGAGCAAAAGCCACAUCUGUGCACUUCCUCGUCGUGCCCUGGGUCGAGUCUCUGGAUAGACUCAAGGCUUCGGAUUUUUCGUACCUAGAAACGUGGUCAGAUAUCAGAACACAACCUGUUGCUGUGACUUGACGUGUAGACGCGUAUCAUCUCCCCCUCCCAUAUGUUUCGCACAGGUUUACUUUUCAUGCAUUGUUGUCUUUCCUGUGAUGCUGCUUCCCCCACAGUACCAGUGGAAGAACUGCUGAAAUGUCCUAACCAGCCAGGCUCCCCGGGGUGCGGCUCCAUGAAGGUGCAGACACUAAGAAGAAGGCUGUUGUAAGAAGCAGACCCUGCGCCGAGUGCAGCCAGAGCAGGAAAUAUACGUUGGCAUGUUAUUACAGUUCUGCUGAGGGGAAGGAUUCUUUCUUUUUGUUUAAGCAGAGUGCUAUUUCCUGUUUACUUAGAAAAGGACACCCAGCAAUUUUUGCUGUUACAGCAGGGCCUUCCAAAGAAAACCAUGCGGUACACACAGGCUUGGGUGGGGCCCUUUCAGGCAGACAGUGGAGGUAACUGUGCUGAUAAGAAAAGCAUAGGCUCAAGCACUUACCCACAAAACCCAGUGAGCAGAAGCAAGUUUUCUGACGGAGAGUCUGAUUAAACUUCUAAGAACUCUGAGGGAAAGCACCACGGCAGUGUCAGUGGCCGUGGUGUGUCCAUAGCUCACACUGUCUCCAGGUCAGUUUGCCUGCAUUUCCCUUGUCCUCACUGCAUGCCAGACGCCAUGGAUGCUGCCAGACAGCAGAUUUAGGAAAGAGGGUCACUUCUUAAAGACCACCUCUGAGCCAGGCAUGGUAGUACAGGUCUGUAACCCCAGCAUUCUGGGAGGCUGGGGCAGGAGAAUCACCAUAGAGAGCACAGCCUGGGCACCUGAGUGACUUAGCUGUUUCAGUGCGCUGGCCCUGGGUUUAAUCCACAGAGCAACCAAAAAAAAUAAAAACUACAUCUGCUUUCCUGAUUUCUCCUGCCUAGAGAAUAUUAGUGAUAUCUAAAUUGUAAUAAGUUGUAAAUUAGGAAGAAUUCACACCUAAAGCCAUUGGAAAUGCAAACAGUACCUUUCCCUGUACCUGCUUUCUGAGGAAGAAUCUCACCCUGCCCCCUUUGGUGGAAGAUGGCAUUCACCUUCCUAGUGAGCACCCUGGAAGCAGAUGUCCCCUCCAAGCUCCCCCUGGGCUGGCACCUGGUCUCAGAGCUGCCCUGCACUCCAGAGGGGCUUCAGGCAGACUUGGGGUGUCUCCUAACACCACCUGCCUGCUCCCAUUUACCUCUAGAGGCUCUCUGGGCUGGGAAGCAAGAGGUCCCCAGGACAUUUCCCUGGGCCAGCUGUCAGUUAGACCUUCUCCCCCACCCAUGCAUCCCUUUUACACAUCUUUGAAAUAUGAAGCCUCCUUGUAGACUUGCGGCCAGGAAAUAAAUCCCAUAAUUGAUAGAGAUUCCUUUCUUAACUCUCCCUGUCUUGCAGGAGGGUGAGCCUCAUUACCUCUUCUAGGAUCUCCUCACAGGGAGAGGGCAGGCUCUCUCCUCCGGGAGGGGCAGGCUUUUGUCCCCACUCAUCUUUACAUCAGAGAUGUCCUUGCUCCCUGGGGCCCUGGAGCUCCCUCCUGUCCUGAGGGUCCCUCUUGAGCCAGCACUGAAAAGUGUCUUUCAUUAACCGAAGCCAUGAAUCAGAGGGCCGCCCGUGUGGGGCUGUGGCAGGAAGAAGGUGUCUCCUGGGGAGGUGGGGUUGUGUCAGGGACAGAACAUCAGGAAAACUCAAACCAAAGUCUGCAGGGGUGGAAGGGAGAAGGAAAAUGAGCAGAGACUGGACACGACUUACAUGACAGAUAUCAACCAAGCAGGGAAAGAAACAGACCCUCCCCCACACACACACUUCUGCCUCCUGUCCUAUUGUGGGAGAACAACAGGCAGCUAAGAAAGUAGCCUGUGACCGGAAAGUAGCCUGUGGUCACUCUGUCUCCUGUGGACUCAUUUCUCUGCUUCCCUACCCCUGAAUUUGUCUUCUUUACAGAAAGACCUACUGGGGAGUGAACAGGUCUUUAGUCAAGUGUGGUGUGUGACAGUGACUGCCAAAGGUGAGCCUCCUCUCAUCCACCCCCCAAGAGAAAGGCAGCAAGGCGUGCAGCUAUCAUUUUCACUAGUUGUCCGUGACAGUUAACCUGGCCACCUGGACUACCCUUUGUUUUUAAAAAUUCUUUGUUGUCCACUGUAGAUUCUAAAUGCAUAAGACAUCUGUCAAGUGGUGGGGUGCAGAUACUCAGAAAUUUUUAUCAGAACACCCUGGCUUAUGAGACUGCCACCGUGGGUCCCCUUCAGAGGGCCACUCUUGGCCUUCUUAUCACCUAAACUAAGCCUCCCAGGUGGCCCAAGAGGGAUCUCUUCUAAUCUUCUGGACAGUGUGUGGUCACAAACCUUCUUGGUCACCACCUUUUCCCCUUGCCGUGCCCUUUUCUGUGCCUCCCUCAUGCUGUUCACCCCCCGGUUGUCUGUGAGGGCUUCCUUGCUCCCGAAGGCAUGGGCCAUGGCCUGCUGGGCUGACCCGUGGUGUAGCUGGGGACUAGGGCACAAAUGUGAAGUUAAACAGAAACUCGCAGGGGUAACGGUAACUGGCCGCUGGCAUCGGACAUCCACCUACCAUCUCAUUUCCUCCACAGUGGAAGGAAAAUGAAAGUGUAAAAAUGAAAGCCUAGCAAACAAUCCCACUUGCUCCUCCAUUUCCAACUCUUUUUCUAACUAAAAUUUCCCCAUAACUGUUUAGAAUCAGUUCAGAAUGCUCCUGAGUCCUGUUACUAUCACUGAGUUGUCUCAGUAUGGAUAACAAACAGCUGUCCUAAGUUAGGAAUUCCGCACAACCACAUACUCAGGUGUUGGGUCUUCAGGCACCAACUUGCUCUGUUCUGCUGCCUGACUCACAUCCCAGAGGGACAAGACCCAUGGGCUCCCCCCGCCCCCAGCUCUGUCACUAGGCAGUAGGCAGCCCCAGAUCUUCCUGGGGAAAAGUGGGUUAUUGAACAUCUCUGGUCCUCAGUUUUUCCAUUGGUAGAGUUAAGAAUUUGCUCUUCAGGUCCUAGAGGAUUGCUAUGAAAACAGCUUCUAUAUCUUCUGCUGCUAAACCCCUCUUUACCAGCACUAAGUUGGUUCUGUUUAUACACGGAAAACUUUUACAAAUAAGCAUAUAUAAAGGGGGCAAGAACGUGUUUGGAAAGAUCUCCUGGAAGAGGCCAGAGAUGUGGUCCUGAUGUUGUUUAUGCCACCCGCCUCUCACUCCACCCUGGCAGAGGUACCCACAGUUAGAAGACUCUGACCACAUCGCUGCAGCCAUUGCUGAAUCUUGCAACUCCUCAGACUCCACUGUGUUCUUUGGCAGAGAAGACCCUUUGGCAGAAUCACCUGCAGAAACAGCUUCUGGGUGAUUUUACCUCAGUUGGGAAGUGGGCCUUCACCUUCACUUACCAAGCUCACCAAAUCAGAGUUCAGGUUCACACCAAGGACUCCUUAGCUGUUUUUCAGAAUAUCUUAAGGAAUCAAAGGAGAGGUGGGAAGAGAAAUGUGGCAAAGGAAAAGUCUGGGACAUCACUGAUAAGGUUACAGGGACAGGAAGGGGCCACUGCCAAGACGUGCUAAGCUCUGGGAUUGUUCCCAGCGUAUCCCUGGGAAGAGCUUCUGGUUUUUUCUGCAGAUCCAGAGCAGAAUAUGAUUCUCUCCAACUGUUUCUGUUUAACAUCAAAAUGGACUUUACCCGUUUCUUCAGUAAGACCCCUUACCUGCUCAUGUGUGAAGUCUCUGAAGCCAGGAAUGUCUGAUAAUAGCCUUCCCCUAGAACCACAGGAGGAAAACUGCAUCCUGUUAUACAGAGACAUAUUGAAUGCGCAUCAGGUUUCCUUUUAAUUCCCAGACUGUGCCAAACUGAGGCUGAUUACUAAACCCACAGAAACACCAGUCCUGUUGUGACAACAAAAUCUACGCGGUCAGGCACCCUGAGUGAACUAUGGAGGAUACAUUUAUUAGUUUUUGUUGCUGCUGAACAAUGUGUUUUGAGCAAGGUGUCUCUUGUAACCCGUGUGAUGUACACAAAAGAAAAUGGUCAGUGUGCUCCGGAUGCAACGCAUCUCGCUUGAGCAGCGGCGUGAUCAAUCUUCGUGCACCAUUCUUCUCCUCUCUGGAUUGACUUCGCGCCCUGCCAGCAGUCUGUCUGCAACCAGACCCAGAGCCGGAGCCAGGACUGCUGCCGCCUUUCCCAAACAACACCUAGAGGCAGCUUAGCUGUCCCGGCCUUUGGUGUUCGCAGAGUUCAGUUCAUGGGUUUGUGUAGGUGCUGAUGAAGGCUGGGGGAGCGAGCUGGCUGGCUUUUGUGUGCUUUUUCCCUGGAUAUUUAUGAAACACCUCCCCAUGUGCUAGGUAUCCAGGCCCUGAGCUGUGUGCAGAUAAUUAACCCUUUGCAGAAUUUCAGUGAGAGUGGGGAAAAGACCCCCCGCUUACUUACUGAGCCCCUUUACCCCAUCUUCGUAAAGCUUAUUUUCCCACCUUUGACACUACGCAGUAACUGGGGUUACCUUUGGCAGAGAAGACCCGUUCGUUGUCUGGCCUUUGUUGAUGGAUACUAACCAGUACUUGGAAAAUGAGAAAAAACAGACCCACAAAAAGCUGUCUUUAAAGGUCUCAGCAGGAAACUACUAAGACAUGUUCCAGGAAAAGAGCAGCUGCGAUAGCCUCACCUUUCUAGGGGUGCUUGUUUUAAAGUCCUGCUCAUUUCUUCCGAGGCUCUUUUCAGGGUCUAAAACUAGAGAGUGCAGGCCGAGGUUUUCUCUCUGGAGCCCAGACUCCCCCGGCCCCCACCGUCCAGGCGUGACCUUUAGCUGUCUUUGCAGAUAGCCUACAGCAGCUUCCCCCUCUCCACCUCCGGCAGAUAAGCGGCCUGGAAAACAGGUUCUGACAGCCCUCGCCAGGCCAGGGCAUUUGGAGGUUCUAGCUUGAAACCAGUGCUUGGUGGUUGCAAAUGUGUUGAAGCUGCAAAGAACUUUCAGGAUCUGGGCUUGGGAGGGGGGCCAGGACCAAGAGAAUGAAGCUGUCAGGGACCCUCUAAGCUCCCUAUGCCGUCUGCCUCCACCAACUCUGCCCUCUAUCCUCCAGCACUACACACUCCUUUCUUCCUUUCCUGCGCAUUCUUCCUCCUCCUUUCCCCUCGCGUCACCUCAUGACUGUAGCAAGGCCGAGCUUUCCUAGGGCACUGGGGACAAAGCAGGGUGCCCAUCUCUGCCUGUCAUAGAGGCACAAUAGCGAACGUGGGGAACAUGAGCCAUGGACUGGCUGGAUCUGACAGAGCUCCUGUCCCACAGCUGGACUUCCACCCGCUUCCCAAGCCUGUGUCCUGAACAGCAGGAAUCAGGGUCAGCCCAGCCUUCAAUUUCCAAAAGAGGGGGCCAUCCCCAGCCAGGCGCCGGCACUCACUGACCCAUGGGGAUAGACAGCCCCUACCUCUCCAGGUCUGCAGAGGACCCGACUUGGUGCUGGGGGCACAGAGGUCACUGGCUCUUGGCCUGACCUUCCACAUUAACACCGGCCUGAGAACCACAUGUGGCCACACAUAGGAGGAGAAAGCAGCCAGAAGCCCCUGGUUCCACCUCAGACAGGGUUUAGCCUUGGCCGGCGACCUUUCAGAGUUGGUUAAGAACCAUAGCCAUUAUUGAAAGCACCAGUUAAAAUACACUCAAAACACAUCACUUUCUACUUACUUUGCUGCCUUUGGCUGUUACCUAUGCCUGGAGGUGAUACAUUCAUGCUACGUCUGUGAGGAAGAAGCGCUGUAGAUACUGUGCAUGCCUCGCCCAGUGCCAAGUUCUGAGACACCCGCGUUUUAGCUUGAGCUCACCCAGCUGUGGGAGCUUUCCACCAUGGAGACCAGAUUUCUCCUUCCCCAGCCCUCCCCAAGGCUGCUGGAUGUUCACCAGGAUCUCACCACCUAAGACCCCGAAGGGGUGUUGCCCUCCCAGCACACACCCAGCCUGCAUGGACUCAAGCCUCACAGCUCGUGACUCGGCACUGCCUCACAGCCCAGGGAAGGAGAGACACAGCAACUCAGCCUCCGUCUGUCUGUACACAGAGGGGCCCUGUCUGCAUUCUCGUGCACACACCCAGAACAAGACCCAUAGGACAGAGAACCCCUGCUGUCUUUAGGUGUUGCUCCUGGAGCAAGAAUGCACAGUGAAUUGGCUGUUUUAUGCUGUGCAAAGCAAAUUAAACUAGUUCUAGGUUACGAAGUGUCUCCCUCUGAGGCCCAAGUAGUUUAUCCAAAAAGGAAACUCUUUCCUCGACUGUGACAUUCACCAGGCCUGCCUAGGUAGAACUUGACAGAUUGGCUUCAUUUCAUUUCUGCCACCGCCAUUGCUACAUAUUUAUGAUUCUGAAUCUAAAUCAGUUAAAAGAGAAAUGUUUCUUCUUGACAUGUACUUUCCAAAACGUGUUUGUGUAUCCUCCCGCUGAGCCAGGAACACACUGAGCAGAGCAUAUGUCCUUUGUGAAUGUCUAGGUACUGUAAACGAAGUCCCAGAAGAGUUUCAGGUGUGCGUCCGCUUGGGAGACGCACGAAACGUUCACUCCACCCUCAUUCGUGAUGAGAUCUUGGCAGGGGUCCUGUCCUGGACUUCCUGCCUGGGUGUAUGGCCUUGUGUCCCUUUCUUUCCUGUUUUUCGUGCUGUGUAAGCUGUCCUGCUCUGUGUGUUCCCUGCUAGCCCUACUGUACUGUAUAUAUGUGCUGCAUGUGUGGAGCUCAGUAAAUUCCUUUUCAGGUUUCUGGAGUUUUCAUCUUACGUACAGUUGAUCCUGCUGUGAACUCAUCUUUCUGGUAUGCGCCCCUGUGUCUGAUUUUGAUUGCCAAAAUGUUGGACCCCAGAGUGUUUUCACAAAUAUCCUGAGGCAGCCAUGCGUAUCCUCAUGAAAGGACAUGCUCCGCGUGGGAUGGCUUAUGUACAGCAUCAAUCUAUCACCUGUGGAAGUGUGUAUACAUUUAUAUGCCAGGCAACCAACAUCCAUGUAACAGCUACAGAUAUAUUUAAUGUACAUCAGAUUAAUAAAAGAACUUUUUUUGCUCCAUUA